UGCCCGCUUAUAUACAGAUUGACUUUUCAGUUAUUCUGAUUAGAAUGAUUAAUGGAUAUGAUUGGGUUAGUUUCAAUAAUGUAUGAGCUACUUAAUCACGUCUUUUUGGUCAACUCCUACUUAAUCAAAGGUCAUAUGAAUUAAAAUAUGUGGUGAUAUCGUGAUGUAUGUACAUAUGUAUUUUAGUUUUGAAAAAUUGCUUCAAAUAAAAAGAAAAUAAAUUGCUUGAAAUGCCACUAUCACUUUUCAAAAAAAAAAAUUAUUGAAAAAUACCUUAACAUUUAAAUUAGAGUUUAUUAAUUAUUGUUUAGGGUUCAAUAUUUAGGGGAUAGGGUUGAGUUUAUAAACUUAUAUAAAUAUUUUAUAAAUGAUUUUUGAACAUUUAUAAAUGAUUUGGCAUGUUUAGUUUAGUUUUUCCUGGUGUGUUUAAAAAAAGGUCAAGUUUUUUUCUCAUAAACUUAAUGUAUUUAUGAAAUUGGUUAUUUUCAAAAGUAAAGUUUAAAAACGGACAAUAUUUUUUUUAAGUGGUAUAUUUGUGGUAAAAUUGAAAUUCUUCCUUUAUUUUACUAUAUUUUUAAUUUAUUGCAGUUCACUUUAAUUAACGGAAUGACUAUUUUUGGCCGUGACGUGCAUAUAUAUACGUGACUAGCUGCGUACGACAUUCACGUUGUUCCUAGUUGUCGUCGUCUCUCUGUCAAUUUAACAUACAUACAAUUUAUGCUCUAAUAUUUAUCGUGAAUAAACGGUUUAGCCCAACGUAUUUUCUUAUACAUCAAUAAUAAAAGCAACAUACACCAACUACCAAUUGUAUAAUAUAUAUAGAUAAGUUUUCCUAUAAAAAAAUAGAUAAGUGGAAAUUGAUUAUUUGAAAGAGAAUGUCAUCGUUAAUGCAACGACCGCUGCUCCUAAAAAUUAGAUACCAACCAUGUGAUGUGUGCACCUAAUGAUUAGAAAUGUAAACUCUUUUAUCAAACACAAAUAAUUUCACAACCUCUUAUCAUAUAGACAGCACAUGUACUUAAUCGUACCCGUAGACUCCAAUAACGAGCCAUUCAUGCACUAUAUAUACACUCAUGCAUCAAACCCCAAAUCAAAACACAAACUCAAACUCACACAACUAACAAUGACGAAAUCACAAAUUACAUUAGCAAUUCUCUUCACCCUCCUCACCUUCAUCGAUGUCUCAACCAGCUCCUCCAACGUAUUCAACGUCGUUAGCUUCGGGGCCAAACCUGACGGAGUCACGGACUCGACGGCAGCAUUCCUCAAGGCAUGGCAAGCGGCUUGUGUCUCGGCAUAUUCAGCCACCGUGAUGGUUCCGACUGGUACAUUUCUAGUGAAGGGGAUAACGUUUACAGGGCCAUGCAAGAGCAAACUCAAGUUUCAAGUAGCCGGAACCGUGGUUGCUCCGGCAGAUUACUGGGCAUUUGGAAACUCCGGCUACUGGAUUCUCUUCAACAGGGUUAGCAAAAUGUCACUUGUCGGUGGGACUUUCGACGCCCGAGCUAGUGGGUUCUGGGCUUGCCGGAAAUCUGGUCAGAAUUGUCCUCCCGGUGUUAGGUCCAUAACGUUCAACGCGGCAAAAGACGUGGUCAUAAGUGGAGUGAAAUCGAUGAACAGUCAGAUGUCCCAUAUGACCCUCAAAGGUUGCACCAAUGUGGCCGUCCGUAACAUCAAGCUAGUCGCUCCUGGAAACAGCCCAAACACCGACGGUUUUGGCGUUCAAUCCUCCACAGGAAUCACACUCACCGGAAGCACAGUUCAGACCGGAGACGAUUGUGUUUCUAUCGGCCCUGGCACCCGCAACUUCCUCAUCUCCAAACUUAAUUGUGGCCCAGGUCAUGGGGUUAGCAUUGGGAGCUUGGCAAAGACAUUGAACGAAGAUGGAGUAGAAAACGUGACAGUAUCGAAUUCCGUAUUCACCGGGACAACAAACGGCGUAAGGAUAAAGUCGUGGGCGAGGGCGAGUACUGGAUUCGUUAAUAAAGUCUUCUUCCAAAACCUAAUCAUGAAGAACGUCCAAAACCCUAUCAUAAUCGACCAAAACUAUUGUCCUACCCACCAAGGUUGCCCUACCGAGCAUUCAGGGGUAAAGAUUAGCCAAGUGACGUAUAGGAACAUACAAGGAACGUCCGCGACACAGCAAGCGAUGAAUCUGGCAUGCAGCAAGACCAAUCCAUGCACUGGAAUCACAUUACAAGACAUUAAGCUUACUUACAACAAAGGAACUCCUGCUACUUCCUACUGUUUUAAUGCUGCUGGAACUAAUCUCGGUGUUAUUCAGCCUACGAGUUGUCUAAACAAAUAACAUCAAAUAUUCAAAGUGUACAUUUAUUUUGUGUAUGGUGAAAUGGUAAAAUGCUUAGGGGAUUGAGUUUUUUUUCAUCUUUUAAUCAUUGUUACCGGUGAAUAUAAUAAAAA
This is a messenger RNA of Brassica rapa (field mustard), 2421 nucleotides long. RefSeq names its product polygalacturonase. NCBI's taxonomy places the organism in Eukaryota, Viridiplantae, Streptophyta, Magnoliopsida, Brassicales, Brassicaceae. Gene Ontology annotation, molecular function: polygalacturonase activity. The record is from RefSeq and is a predicted model, not a curated record. Gene Ontology annotation, biological process: carbohydrate metabolic process.